This is a messenger RNA of Morchella importuna, 1578 nucleotides long. RefSeq lists its product as uncharacterized. Bases 1 to 1578 code for a protein of 525 amino acids. The record is from RefSeq and is a predicted model, not a curated record. Gene Ontology annotation, cellular component: membrane. Gene Ontology annotation, biological process: transmembrane transport. Lineage: Eukaryota; Fungi; Ascomycota; Pezizomycetes; Pezizales; Morchellaceae. The transcript has 3 exons. Gene Ontology annotation, molecular function: transmembrane transporter activity.
AUGAUGGCCCACGAUAGUAAAGAAGCUGGCCAAUUGCCUAGUCCAGCUUCUCACGAUAAUGAUUUGGACCUGGAGAAAUCAAUGCCACCUGAGUCACAGCUGGAGAAUGGGCGCAAUAAUUCUCGGGGUGGCGGGGAUGGGUCAAUGAGCUCUUCGAGUUCAACAUCGGCAGGUGGAGAGGAAUUCGAGGUGAAAUGGGAAGGCCAGGACGAUCCUGGAAAUCCUAGGAGUAUGAGUAAGUUCAGGAAAUGGUUGUGUACCUGGGUUGUGAGCUUAGGUAGUUUAUGCGUGACAUGUACUUCAUCAAUAUACACAUCUACCUAUCGUCAAGUAACCGCAGAAAUGCAUGUCUCUCAAUUGGUUGCAGUAUUGGGUCUAUCACUCUUCGUCGGAGGCCUAGGAAUUGGGCCCAUGUUCCUAGGGCCAAUGUCGGAAUUCUUUGGCAGACGUCCCAUUUAUUUAGUCUCCUUUACCUGCUUCACGAUAUUCCUGAUACCUUGUGCAUUGGCACCUCAUAUCGCAGUUCUACUCAUCUUCCGGUUCUUUGCGGGAAUGGCUGGAUCAGCAUUUUUAUCUGUUGCAGGUGGAACAGUUGGAGAUAUGUUUGCUGGUCCCGAACUGAGUGCACCAAUGAUGAUUUAUACUGCAUCACCUUUUAUUGGCCCUAGUUUAGGUCCAUUGAUAGGCGGCUUUAUAAACCAGCAAACUUCCUGGCGCUGGACAUUCUGGGUUCUAAUAAUCUGGUCCUUCUUCAUGCUCGCCUCCCUCUACUUCUUUGUCCCCGAAACGUACCACCCGGUCCUUCUCCGCCAGCGUGCCGUCGCCCUCCGCACCCAAACCGGUGACUCACGCUACCGGGCCUCCAUCGAGAAGCUCGACCGCUCCAUCACCAAGACCGUCCUCUGGUCUUGCACCCGUCCUUUCCAACUCCUCAUCCACGAGGCCAUGGUCUCUCUCCUAUGUACUUUCACUGCAAUCCUCCUCGGCGUUCUAUAUCUCUUCUUCCAGGCCUUCCCCCUCGUCUUCUCACACGUCUAUCACUUUGACCUGCAGAUGAUCGGCCUCACCUUCCUCGGCCUCCUAGUCGGCAUGGUCUCGGGCACUCUCUCGGACCCGCUCUGGGCCAAGAAUCGGAACCGUCUCGUUGCCAAGAACGGCGGUGUCUCAGAGCCAGAGUUCCGCCUUCCCCCAGCUAUGGCGGGUGCUGUUCUGGUCCCUGCCGGGCUGUUCUGGUUUGCGUGGACGACGGUGGAGGGCGUGCACUGGAUUGUUCCCAUCAUUGGGAGUGUGUUCUUCGGUAUGGGGACGCUGUUGGUGUUUUCGGGCGUCUUCACGUUUCUUGUCGAUGCCUACCCGCUGUAUGCGGCGUCUGCGCUUGCCGCGAAUUCUUUUGUCAGGAGUAGCUUUGCGGCUGGGUUUCCGCUGUUUUCUACGAUUUUGUAUCAGAGGUUGGGAUAUCAAUGGGCGAGCACGCUCUUGGCGUUUUUGACUAUCCUAAUGGCACCGUUUCCCGUGAUCUUUUUCAUUUAUGGGAAGCGGUUGAGGGGAAAGAGUCGGUUUGCGACUGUACAAAAUUAG